Cercopithifilaria johnstoni is the source of this 933-nucleotide messenger RNA. The record is from the annotation of a GenBank genome assembly. Lineage: Eukaryota; Metazoa; Nematoda; Chromadorea; Rhabditida; Onchocercidae.
AUGCAAUAUAUUACUAAUCGAUGUGGCAGUGCAUCAUUGCUAACUGUUUCUUUCUUUGCUGGUUACUGUACCGACAAAUAUAUACUAAAACGAGCUAAUGCCGCCACUAUUCAGUUACCAGUACCUGCAAUGCCGCCACCACACAUUUUGACCGGACCCACUUCAACCAUGGAUAUUGACCAUAUGAAAGAACAGCCAUCUCGUUCGUCCCAAAUAAUGCGUUAUGGUUAUCCCAGUUUUGAUAAUUUACGCACCUUCGAAGAUUAUGUUUUAUCAUAUGACCGUCGAAAUAGAAUUGCUUACUGGGUUAUUGAACAUCUAAGUUCAGAUGGGUUAGUCUACAGUUCAUCUGUUGACCGUUCAAAGUGCUUCUUUCAUGAGGACUCGUCAAUUCAUCCUUAUUUCAAAUCAACAAACGAUGACUAUAAGAAUAGCGGGUAUGAUCGUGGUCACUUAGCUGCAGCUGGCAAUCAUCGGCGAUCACAAACUGCUAUCGACCAAACUUUCUUAUUGAGCAACAUGGCACCUCAAGUUGGGAAAGGGUUUAAUAGGGGCAAAUGGAAUGAAUUGGAGAGACACGUCAGGAAGCUUGUUAGAAAACACAAAAAUGUAUACGUUUGUACUGGGCCAUUAUUUUUGCCGAAAUUGGAGAAGGAUGGUUCACUGUACAUCAAGUAUAAAAUUAUUGGUCGAAAUAACAUUGCUGUACCAACACACUUCUUUAAGGUUGUACUGAUAGAACUUAUAGAUGGCAAAUUUGAACUAGAAGCAUACAUUUUACCAAAUGCGGUGAUACCUGAUGAUACACCUCUGGCCUCAUUCUUGGCACCGCUAGAUAGUAUUGAGCGCUCUGCUGGAUUUCUAAUUUUUGAUAAAUUGCCAAAAAACGCUUUAAAAAAGAUUAAUGGAAAGUCGAGAUAUAUAUUGUCAUAA